Molecule: messenger RNA, 1555 nt
Organism: Aspergillus campestris IBT 28561
Lineage: Eukaryota; Fungi; Ascomycota; Eurotiomycetes; Eurotiales; Aspergillaceae
Exons: 11
Coding region: 170-1489 (439 amino acids)
Cellular component (GO): cytosol
Molecular function (GO): heme binding; peroxidase activity
Source: RefSeq, a predicted model, not a curated record
GGCUGGUCGCUUGCAUCUCCUAUUGUUAUGUCAUAUGGAACACUAGGAGUAUAUAGAGUGGCCCCGAGGUCGUCCAGUCCAAUCCCAGUAAAUCUCCGCCAUCUCAUUACAUUUCCUUCUGUAUCAACUUUCCUGUCGCUCAUCCAUUCGCUGACCCUUGCCAUUCAAGAUGGCUCUAGACCAGAAGAACAUCCAAGGUGACAUCUGGCCGCGACUGCCCAAAAAAAGUGAAAUCUUCUUGUUUUGUGAGAUCACCAAUAGUGCCAAGUUCAAAGAGAAGCUCAGCGGAUUUUCAAAACACCUUACCAGUGCCCACGACGCCCAGCAGAUAUUGAGUGAGAUAUCUCGACGCAAAACAAAUGGGGAGCUUGGUCCCGACGACAUCAUCGACGCCAUGGCAGUGAAUCUUGCAUGUUCUGCCAAGGGUCUCAAGAAGCUGGAAAAAGAGGACCAAGGCGAUGACGUAUUCAGGAAAGGGAUGUAUAAUGACAUGGUGGUGGAGGGACUCGAUAGAGAGGCGGAAUGGCACGGUGAAUUCAAGGGUCGCGUGGUUACUGAGGAAGCCGUUCAAGAUUUUGUGAUUAAAGUCUUGAACCCAACAUUCAAGAAUGCCCCAGACCGCUCAGUCAAAUAUAUGUUUGCGCAGACUGGUGUCGUAUUGCAGCAUGAGUGUGAACACUUUGGGUGGGCAGACGUCGUUUCCCAGCCGUUGAUCAAGGGGUUGGAUAAACCUUCCUCGGAAAAGCUGGCGCCGCCACCUGUCAAGCCUGGCAUCAUGAUUGUUGGAGCGGAAGCUGAUACCGCAAACCAUCCCGCAUGGGCCAAGGACGGUAGCUUCAUGGUGUUCCGGAGAUCGAAGCAGCUGGUCCCCGAAUCCAUCCAAUGGGUCACCGAGACCUUCAAACCGCAAGCGACAAAUGAAAAGGGUGAAUUGAUGAUGGGAGCGUUAUCGUGUCUGUCAUCUCGACUUAUGGGAAGAUGGCGUGAUGUCGUCUCUUUGGAGCAGAAGCCACAUGCUUACGACGUUAUGAACGACGUGGCAACGCUCAUGAAGUCCAACGAUUUUGAUUUCAAGGAUAAUGAUGAUCUGGAUGAUACGCAUGCCAUUGUCCGCCGAGGGAUUCCAUAUGGACCGCAAACACAGAGAACAGAAACGCUAUCGGGUAUUUCCAUGCAUGAUCGAGGGCUACUCUUCGUUUCUUACCAGAGUAACCUUCGCCACGGGUUCCGUUACAUGCAAAAGGAAUGGUCGAAUAAAUUCUCUCACCCCGCUGGCAAGGACAAGAACUACGGUGGCGCGCAGCCAGGGUUGGACCCAAUCAUUGGCCAGUGGGCGGAGGGCGAUGAAGAAAACAACUACGCGAAUGUCCCCAGGCUUGACGACCCCCGAAAGCUUGAAAAGAUCAAACUGGAGCGGAUUGUCAUUGCGGAGGGUGGCGAGUGUUUCUUUACUUCCUCGUUCUCUGGUAUCAAGGAUUUGUGCAAGUAACUAUUAUAUUGAAUCACAAGAUAGAUAUGGUCCACGGGUAUCAUGGGCUCAUAUAUCAGAACACCG